AUGUCCUCGGCUAGUGUUGCAACAGCGUCCAGCACCGCGCUUCCUACUGAUCCUACCACCCCUGCAUUCUCGGACGACCUUCAAUGGAUCACGGCAUAUCUUACAAUUCACUCCCUUAGUAUCCCCAGUCGGCGUUAUUCCUUUCUUAUCUGGAUUGUUGUCGUUUUAUUUUUUCUUGUCUUCGCCAUCCUGCACUGGACAGGUUCAAGGGGUGGUUUUCUCGGAGCCCAUUGGACAAAAUGGACUAUCCGCCGACGAACUUGGAGAAAGAAACACAACAUCGCACUUGCCCUCAAGAACGACCAUUCACACCGCCAGCCCAAUUCUUUGCCUUCCAAUGCCCAACUUCUUUGCUUGGCACUGCUCUUGGGAGGUUCUCUAGCCCUGGCUUUUGUCGGCCCAGACUAUAUUUCUCCAACUUCUCAAACAUGGUGGACUUCAUCAGCACGCACAGGGCAAAUUGCAUUCGCUCUCCUUCCUCUUUGCGUGCUUUUUGCCCUCAAAGCGCCCCCUUUCGCAAUCUUUGCCAUUCCUUUCAUGAUACAGUUCUUCUUCGACAAACUCGCUUGGCUUCACCGCUGGACAGGCAGGCUAAUAUGGUUUCUUACAUCAAUUCAUGUUGCACUCUGGAGCGUUCAGCUCGUCCAAGACCAUAAUUCCAGCACUGGUCGUGUCGCAUACGUGUACGCUUUCUCCUACAUGCCCUUCAUAUUUGGCUGGGUCGCGUUUGCAUUGCUGACAUCCAUAAUCGUUCUGUCCAUGAACUCCAUUCGAAGAAACUUCUAUGAAGCCUUCUAUUUCUUGCAUGUUUUGCUUGUCCCACUUAUGCUCGCCUCUGCUGCAUUCCAUCAUCCCACACUCUGGUGGUGGUGUUGGGGUGCUCUCGCAAUUUGGGCAGGUGAACGCAUUUGGCGGUGGACGUGGUGGUUUGCCGCAAAUACUUCCAUUCUAGGUAGCAGUUCACGGAACAUCUUCGUCUCCGAAUCACUUGAUUCGCAAUCCUUCCGUUCACCGAGCUCUUUGAACCCACAUUAUCAGUCUGACAAACACACAGUCGGUCCACAUUCAUCAUUGCUGCCCAUUCGUCUACCCACAGGAUCGCUCGAACUGGACACCGCUAGGUCCACAAUACACCAUCCCUCUCCGUAUAUUCCUCCUCCAGGGUAUGCCCACGCUGAGCUUCUCUCUGGGCAUACAGUGCGGCUGCGUCUUAUAACCCCCGGAUUUCUACCGUGGGCUCCGGGUCAACACUUCCUCAUCAAAAUCCCCAGCGUCUCCCGAUUCACUACCCAUCCUUUCACCUGUGCUUCUGUAUAUGAGGGCCGCUUGAUAGUCAUGCUCAUCCGUACAAGAAACGGCUGGACUCAAGAUUUAUGGAAUUUAGUUUCCCGUAUGACCGCUGAGCACUCACCUGGUGACACCCCAAUUUGCGCUGCAGAAAAUCUUCCUAGUCACGGUGUCUUGUUGAGGACAUAUGUAGACGGACCUUUUGGUAGUUCGAUUCGCGCUCGUUGGGGGAACUACUCGACAGUGCUGAUCAUUGCUGGUGGCUCAGGAGUGAGCUUCGGCUUGUCUGUGCUGCAGUACAUAUGUAUGUGCCUUUCCGGUCGGGACGGGAAGAGUUUGGGUGGCCAACCUGGAGGUUGGGGGAAGAAACCAUUUCUAACCAAACGGGUACGCUUCGUAUGGCUUGUCCGUGAAUAUUCUCACAUACAGUGGUGUGCUUCUAUUGUUCGCCGUUGUCUUUCCUUGGUACCAUCGUCUGCAUUGCAGAUCGACAUCUUUAUUACCAACUUCAAACCCAUUGCUCUCAAGAAAUCCGAUAUCCCUCCUUUGCAGGUUCCUCAGCGGCCACUCUUUACUCCUGAGCCCGUUCGUCCUGAGGACCUGCAGCCUCCUCACCCAUCCUUUGCACGUGGCAGUCCUUUGUCGUUCCGCUCUGAUUCCAACGACUCCCUUGACAAUUCCGAUAGUGAUAUUGACCUGAGCUACUACACUGGAGAAUCUGGGGACCCAAUGACACCAGAGGAGGAUAUUGGCUUGGCACAUGAGUCUCACAUACUCGAGUUGACCAACUUCGACGGUGACGAUGACACUGCUCUGCCCGGGGAACACAAUCUGUCCCGCAAGGUGAAGAAGGAAGGUAAGCUGCGACGAGCUCAGUCGCGGAAGCUCUCCAGUGAGAAAAUGGACUUUCUACGAACAGACCUACUGCCAUUAUCUAUAAAUUCGGACAAGAGGUGGUCUGAAAUAUCAAUGGACACCUUCGCAUCUCCAACCUCCAUGUACGGCGAUUCACCGACCCGCGGUCGGCAGUCGACGUACCAUGAGCCUACCUUCUCCCUGAGUGGUCGUUCUUCUCAAAUGGGACAUGCAGGGCCGUCAACAACCAGGUAUUCCACCAGUAGCUGGGAAGGCAAAUCAGAUGCUGGCAGUUCCCGGGGUCUGUUACCAUCUUCCGCACCCAAUGGCUCGCUCGAUCCGGUCCAGUUUGACAUCAGUGAGGAAGAAGCACGGGAUAUCAAUGCUGUUGCGGAGCAUGCACGACCUGGUAAACCCAAGCUUGACAGGAUACUUGCAGAUGAAGUCGAGCAGUCGGAAGGCUCCGUGGUGGUUGCUUGUUGUGGUCCCACCUCGCUCAACGUGAUGGUUCGCAAAAUCAUUGCCGAACAGAUCGACCCUGGGCGGGUCUGGCGAGGUGAUAUGCGCGGGUCGAUAUCACUCAUUUCCGAGGAAUUCGAGUAUUGA
Molecule: messenger RNA, 2748 nt
Organism: Suillus fuscotomentosus
Lineage: Eukaryota; Fungi; Basidiomycota; Agaricomycetes; Boletales; Suillaceae
Exons: 8
Coding region: 1-2748 (915 amino acids)
Biological process (GO): iron ion transport; intracellular iron ion homeostasis; copper ion import
Cellular component (GO): plasma membrane
Molecular function (GO): ferric-chelate reductase activity
Source: RefSeq, a predicted model, not a curated record